Macrosiphum euphorbiae (potato aphid) is the source of this 348-nucleotide messenger RNA. NCBI's taxonomy places the organism in Eukaryota, Metazoa, Arthropoda, Insecta, Hemiptera, Aphididae. The record is from the annotation of a GenBank genome assembly.
AUGAACUCUGGCAUCCCAAUUUUUCCAACUAUGAUCCCAAAUAUCGUGAACCCAUUAUGGUUUAGUGUUGAUGAGCCUAAAAAUGAAGAUUCAGAACUUAUUCGAAUAGAAAGUAUUCAUCAAAACUGGUUACUUACAUUAACAAACAAAAUCAACGACAAGGACUUUCCAAUACCAAUUGGCAAAACGGCAACUGAAGUACAAGAUGAGGAUGAUGAAGAAGAUGAAGAGGAAGAAGUCAAUGCUUCAGAUGAUAGUGAAACCCAUGAUGAGGAAGACGAUGAUGUUGAAAUGGAUGUUACAAAUACAUAUGAUCGAGAUUCACCCAUUUCUGUUUCUACUAGAUAA